Colossoma macropomum (tambaqui) is the source of this 5521-nucleotide messenger RNA. Its product is annotated as histone H2B-like. Bases 179 to 553 code for a protein of 124 amino acids. Gene Ontology annotation, cellular component: nucleosome. The transcript has a single exon. The record is from RefSeq and is a predicted model, not a curated record. NCBI's taxonomy places the organism in Eukaryota, Metazoa, Chordata, Actinopteri, Characiformes, Serrasalmidae. Gene Ontology annotation, molecular function: DNA binding; structural constituent of chromatin; protein heterodimerization activity.
GGAGGGGGGUUGGGCAAGAGCCAGGAUUUGUCCGCCAAGCGAGACGUCGAUUGUUGCCCAAUGAUCGUUUGACAGCAUUCAGAAGGGCGGAGCUUAUUUACUUUGAAUUUCGGAGUCUAAAUAAGCCGGGUGCCGAAUACCCCCCCUCAUUCGUGAGUUGUACGCGAAGAGAAGAACAAUGCCUGAGCCAGCGAAGUCCGCUCCGAAGAAGGGAUCUAAGAAAGCCGUGGCCAAGACGGCCGGCAAAGGAGGAAAGAAGCGCAGAAAGUCCAGGAGGGAGAGUUAUGCUAUCUACGUGUACAAAGUGCUGAAGCAGGUGCACCCCGAUACCGGCAUUUCCUCCAAGGCGAUGGGCAUCAUGAACUCGUUCGUCAACGACAUCUUUGAGCGCAUCGCUGGUGAGUCAUCCCGUUUGGCUCAUUACAACAAACGCUCCACCAUCACUUCCAGGGAGAUUCAAACGGCUGUGCGUCUUCUUCUUCCCGGUGAGCUGGCCAAGCACGCCGUGUCUGAGGGCACCAAGGCCGUCACCAAGUACACCAGUUCUAAGUAAAAGGUGACGAAGACUUCAACAAACCCAACGGCUCUUUUAAGAGCCACCCACGUUGUUCGCAUGAAGAGCCCUUUUUUCGUUUCAUGGUUGUGAUAUUUUUUUUUCGGAGCUGGGGAGAAAGUGUUACGUAAGGUUCUGGUAUGUUCGAGUCUGUUUUCCCGCCCAUUGCCUUAGUCUGUCUGUAGUUACUCUAUUGCGUGAGUAAUGGUACAGUAUGUGCUAAAAUAAGGUACGUAAAGCGCGUUUACACACUCGAACGCGCAGAUACAUGUAUUUCGGUGUAUGUGUGUGUAUAUGUAUGUCUGUGUAUAUAUAUGCACGCACAAAACAUUGAGUUCCUGCAGGGGCCAUUAAUGAAUUAAAUGAACUGAUUUUAUGAUAAGCAAUAUGUAUUUGUACAAACUGGACAGGAAAACUUGUGAGCACAUUUUUGUUUGGAUCUUCAGUAGGCUACAAUAGAAUAGAAUGCACAGGGUCAGGCACAAGUGCCUGUAUGAUGAGCUAGGACAGAAUGAUGUUUAGGCCUAAUAUGAUUACCAGACAGAGGAGCAAUAACAAAAUUAUCCAUGACAAAAAACUAUGAACACUCAAAAAAUAGCCAUAACAAUGUUUUUUUUGUGUGUUUCUUUUUUCAGAGCUUUCAUUGGAUGGGCAAAUGAUUCCUGUGGGUGGGCAAGGCUGACCCCAGCCCACCCGUAGACAUGCCCCAGAGCGCAAUACAGAAAAUAUGGAUAGGCCUCUUUCCGUUAUUAUGCUCCUAAAUUGUGAAACUGCGAAUCUGCCUUUUGUCAGACAGUGAAGCUCAGUGCACACUUUCUCUUUAAUUGUUGCUUAAAGAUUUGAGAUUUUGAUUUUUUUCCUUUCUUCCUUUACAUGCACAUAUAUUUAUGAAGAAAACUCUUUGUGUGCACAUAUAUGUAUGUUUGUAUUAAUGAUAAGAGCUGUUUACUUACAGAUUCUUUUAAUAUAUAAGCAAGUAAAAGUAGGCACAGGGCAAAGCCUUAUGCACAUGAUUCAGUCUAACUACAUCAUGAGAAUAAGGCCUAACAGUAAUUCUACUUGUACUUAUUCUAACUCCACUGUAAGCCUAUAUGCGAAGUACUGAGGUUAAAGUUAAUAGCAUGAAUAACAGGUUAAUAGCUAGUAGGCCUUUAGCUUCUAGGCUAGCAAAAGUGAAUGAAAAGAGGAACAUUGUAAGGCAUCAAGCUUAUGAUGAAAGUAUGAUGAGAAAGUAGAAGCAGCUACAGAGCUAAGCCCUAAGCUUAUGAUGAAGUUAGAGUAAGCAAAACUAUGUUUAAAGACAUGUUCUGAAGUUAGAGAACGUAAAAGUGAGUUUACAGCUAGGUCUCUGGCAUAUGAUGAAGUUAGAGUUUGUAGUAGUUCAGGGCUAGGCUUUAAGCUUGUGAUGAAGUUAGAGCAAGUGAAUGUAAUUUUAGAGCUAGGCCAUGCCAUACGAUGAAAUGAGGAUGAGGGAAAGGAGGUACAUGAGGUUAGAGAAAUAAAAGUAGAUAACGACCUAUGCUUUAAGGUCAUGAUGUACUUGGAAGUGGCUCGUAAUGAAAACAGGUUAAGUAACACUAGGUUAAGAGAUAGGCCUUAGGUUUAUGAUGAAGCAUGUAAAAUUAGGUACAGAAAAAGCCAGCUUGACAAUCAAGUUUACAUAAGAGGCUUACGGCUAUGCCUCAGGCUUUUAAUGUAGUAAGCAACAGUAGGUUUAGAUUAAGGGCUGUGGCUCAUGCUGAAGUUAGAGUGAGUGAAAGCUUUUAGGUUUAUGAAGAAAUUAUGACAACUUGGUAAAAAUAGGUACAGACGUGGGCCUUAAGCUGUGGUUAGAGUAAUUGUAGGCAGGUUACUGUCCAGGCUGUAAGCUUAUAGUGCAGUUAAAGUAGGUAAAAUAAUGUUAGCUGUUAGGCCUUAGACUCCUGAUGUAGUUAGCAUGUAUGAACGAGCCAUCAGGCUUAGGAAGAAGUUGUGGCGAUAAAGUGAAAUUAGGUACGGAGCAUGCCAUUAGGCUUAUGAUGAAGCUAGAGAAAGCAAAAGGAUACAUAAAGCUAUGCCUCAGGCUUAUAUUGUAGAGUAAGUAACAGUAGGUAUAAAGUUAGGCCUUAGCAUACUGAAGAAUGUAGAGUAAGCAAAAUUAACUUUCCAGCUAGGCCUCAGAUUUAUCUUAUGCUGAUGAAGAAGUUAGGGUGAAUUGUAAACCACUAAGGCCUGGCUUUCUAACUACUGUUACUUAGGCUAUCUUGCUGCUAGGCCUCAGGCUUAUGCAGUAGUGAGAGUAAGUAGCAGUAGCUAUAGAGCUAGGCCUUAGAGGUUUAAAUUGGAGUUAGAGAAUGUCAAAGUGAUGGAGUUAGAGUGAAUAAAAAGAGAUCUAUAGUGAGCCAUUAGACCUAUGAUGAAGUUAAAGAAAUGAAAGCUGGUACAGAGAUAGGCUUUCAGAUGAUGAUGUGGUUUGAGUAAGCCAAAAUUAGCCUUUCAGCUGGGCCUCUGGCUCAUCGUAUAGAAAGAGUGAGUAAUACUAGGUUUAGGCCUUGGGUUUAUGACAAAGUCAGAGAAUGUCAAAUUAGGUUUUAGGGCAAGGCCUUAUAAUGAAGUGGUUUAUAGUGGUUUAUAGUGAAGUUGGAGAAUUCAAAGUAGUUUAAUGACAAGGCCUUAGGCUUAUGAUGAAAGCAAGUAAAUCAUAAGGCAUCCAGCUAGGCCUCAGGCUUAAAUCGUAGUUAGUGUGUAUGUAUAAGUAGAUUUAGAGGUAGGCCCCAGGCUUACGGUGAAGUUAGAUAAAGCAAAAGCUUUAAGCUUUGGAAGUAUGUAGAGUGAGCAUACGUAGCAUUACAUAUAGGCCCAAGGCUUAUGCUGAGGUAAAAAUAUGUGAAAGCAGAGGUUAAUAUGUUGGGUUCUAGUUAGGCAUGAGGUUCCUAAUGUAAUCAGCAUGAAUAAAAUGUUUGUACAGAGCAAGCCAUUUAGUUUACAGUGAACUCAGAGUCAGGCCUUAGGUUUAUGAUGAAGUUAGAGUAAAGCACAAACUUAAAGCACAGAUCUAUAGCUUGUUUUCUUUACUCUAUGUGUAUUAUACAUCUUAGGCUUAUGAUGAAACUAGAGUAAGCAAAAAUAUCCCUUCAGCUGGGCCUCAGGCUUAUAAUGUAGACAGCGUAAGCGUAGGGCAAGGCCUUAGGCCUCUGAAGAAGUUACAGCAAGCAAAAUGACCUUUCCAGUGAUAGACAGAGUAAGUGAUGGUAGGUUGAGAGCUAGGCCCUAGGCUUGUGGUGAAGGUACAGUUACAUAGCUACAAUUAAACAAUGUUAAGGUAAUCUUACAGCAGAGCUUAUGGUGGAGUUAGUGAACUGAGAUGUAUAGCGAGCAACUAGAUGUAUGAUGAAGUUGAAAAAAUGAAAGCUGGUAAACAGCUAGGCUGUCAGCUGAUGAUUUAGUCUGAGAAAACCAAAAUGUAGCCUUACAGUUGACCUCUGGCUAAUAAUGCAUUUAGAGUAAGCAAUAUGACGUUUAGAGCUAAGCCGUGGGUUUAUGGUGAAGUUGAAGAAUGUCAAGGUAGGUUUAGGGCAAGGCCUUAGGCUUACGAUGAAGUAAGAGUAAGCAAAAGGAGGCAUCUAGCUAGGCCUUGUUCUUUUAUUGUAGUGAUGUAAGUAACAGUGGUUUCAGUGCAAGGCCUUUGGUUUAUGAGAAAGUUAGAGUUAAGCACAAACCUAAGGUCUGGCUCUAUAGGGCCUGUUACUAACUCAAUUGUAUUUUAAGUCUUACGCUUAUGAUGAAGCUAGUGUAAGCAAAAGUAGCCUUUGUGAUGGUGUUAGAGUAAGUGAACUGAAAUCAAUAGCACUCCAUUAGACUUAGGAUGAAGUUGGAGAAUUAAAAUCAGAUACAGAACCAGGCUUUAAACUCAUGCUGUAGAUAGAUCAGGUCAAAUUAGCCUUACAACUGGCCUCAGGUUUAUCAUGUAGUUGGAGUAAUUGAUAGUAGAUUUAGACCUAGACCUUUGGUUUAUAGUGAAGUUGUAGAAUUCAAAGUAGUUUAAUGACAAGGCCUUAGGCUUAUGAUGAAGUCAAACUAAGCACAAGGAGGCUUCCAGCUAGGCCUUGAGCCUUUUGUGUAAUGAAAUCAGUAACAGUGAUUUCAGAGCAAGGCUUUAGGUUUGUGAGGAAGAUAGAGUAGAAACCCAAGGCCUAGCUUUAUAGCUUCUGUUCCUUACUUUAAGCAAAAGGAGGCAUCUAGCUAGGCCUCAGGCUUACAAUGUAGAUAGAGUGAGUGAUGGUAGGUUAAGAGCUCUACGAUUGUGGUGAAGUCAGAGUGAGUAGCAAUAACUAUAGAUAACUAUAGAGCUACAGUUAAAGAAUGUCAAAGUAAGGUUAGGGCAGGGCCUCAGGCUUGUGAUGGAGUUAGAGUGAGUGAACUGACAUGUAUAGUGAGCUAUUACGCAUAUGACAAAUGAAAGCAAGUACAGGGCUAGGCCUUUAACUUAUAAUGUAGUUUGAAUAAGACAAAAUAUAGAGUUUCAACUACGACUCUGGCUUAUAAUGUAGUUAGAUUAAGUAAUAUUACGUUUAAAGCUAUGUCUUGGAUUUAUGGUGAAUUUGGAGAAUGUCAAAGAAGGUUUAUGGUAAAAUUUUAGGCCAAUGACGAAGACAGGGUAAGCAAAAUGUGGCUUCUAGCUAGACCUCAUGCUUUUAUUUUAGUGAAAUCAGAUUUUAUAUAUUUUAAUGAUUCCUCUCUUUUACAAUCUUUUGUUUUAAUCAUGUUUUUAAUUUCUAGUUUACUUUUUAAAUUAUAAUUUGAAUUAUUUUUGUAUUUUAUCAUUUGUAAAGCAAUUUUAAUGACUACAGUGUAUGAAAGGUACUAUAAAAUUGCCUUGCCUCUCUUAAAUCUUCUUUUAAAUCACAAAUUACUUAUUUAUAAAACUGUACAAAUAUUCAUUUAUUGAAUUGAUGGUUACAUAUUCAUCUCUUUAGUUCCUUUCACAUG